UAGAAGUACAAGUAGAUCAACAUGACGAAACGAAACCGCUUCUCCGCAACAAGAAAAAGCGCACAAAAGCGGCUCAGAGUCGGGCGAUCGAGAAACGGAUUUUAGAUGCUCUGAACUCGGGCCACGAGAUCAUGGGAGGUCCUGAGGUCGGAGCAGACGAAGAAAUUCACGAGACUAUCCUAUGUAAAAACGUACCCACCCCAUAGUCAAGAUGGGGAAUCGGCUAGACAAAUCCACAAGCUUCGGCUGUUUCGCAUGACAAAUUUGGACGCGUAGUGUAGUGCUGUUUGAGCUAGUUCAGCAGCAUUACAGAUCUAGUCUCUCACGCUGAUUGGAGCAUGACAAAUUUCAAAACACCAUUAGAAAAUGCUUCUCAUGGGGCUCCGCAUGAGAAACAUUUUAAGCAUGCAGAUUUGCAUGACAACUAUGGUGUGGGUACGUUUUUACUCAGGAUAGAAACCGUUCUUGCGUAUUUCUUCGUUGUGUGGCACAACCUAUCCUGUGCAAAAGUAUCGUACUCGUAGUAAUUGCAUUUAUGCAUUACAAAUCCAAUUCUCAAGGUAAAUCAGCAUUACAAAUUGACUUUGUAAUGCUGGGGGAAUUUGUAAUGCAAUUUCUACUACUACGGUACAGUACUUUUGCAGUUCAUACAACCUGGACGUGUUGUGUCAAGCCUUGACCGACUUGUCCCAGCUCCUGCACGACUGGCGAGAGAACAUUCUCCCGCUCGUUAUCGCCCGCGACGAGCAAAAGCAGAACUUCAAGCAGGUGCACUUCUGCAUGAGCUUGCUGGGAAGUUUCGCGGAGAAUCAUGAGGAGGAGGAGGAGGAGACAAUGACGACUCUUCAUUCUCAUUUCGGAUCCGCGACGGGGGAAAGAAGAGGAGUUCACGGAGACGAAGCGGAAGUAGAGGACUUCGACUCCUGCAAAGCACCACCUCCUGCUUCUAUGCGGCCACCUCAGGACGAACAAGCGGUUGCAUUUAAUUCAGACGCGAAACAUCAAGUAGCAUCUACAACUACAAAAACGGUGGCUGGUAAUUCUGCUGACGCUACGGCGCAUGGCCAGAGCAAAAAAGGUACUAGCAACCAAGACGACACGACAAGCACACUGGUCCUUUUUGACCGAAACACAAAUACCGUGAACAGCCACGGGAGCAGUUGCACCAGCAGCCUCCAGCAGCGAUUGGACCGGAACCAAGACAGCGUGAACAGCGCCCUCUCCGCCAGAGCGCUUUUGCGCAAUUUGAAAGCGAAAUCCACGAUUCACGGGCUUGGGAAGUUGGCGCAGAUGAAGCGACGGCGACCGCGCGGCGGGCAUUACCACCACCACAAAUCGAACACGCACACGAUCGGCGGUCUGACGACCCUCGAAACCGCGAGAGCUUUCGAAGCGACAGGGGAGGCAGAGGGAGGAGGAGGAAGUGGUCUGGGUGUCAAUUUCAGGAUGAACGUGGAGUCGGUCGGAGGCGCAUCUUCAACCACGACGAGGGGGUCGUCGUCUUCGAGUACGCAUAACUUAAAUCUGUUUUCUGCGGGGCAGAUGAACAAUCUUAAAUCGAUUUCCAGGAAAGGACUCUCGGACGGAUUGUUUGGCGAGGUGGUGGACGGUGGUGUUGAUGCUGAUCUUGCAACGAUGAACCAGGAAAGAACAUCAAAUGGAACAAAACACAAACAGCACGAAGUUUUCACUACGGAGAAGGUGAACAAGAAUGGUGCAGCAGGACCCCGAGAAGAAGAACCUGAUGAGUCUUCUUUGAAACCACUACACACGGCACCUGUAACAUUUCCCAAAGUUGUGUUGAAGAAGGCGAUAUCUUCCCCCACGUUUUCCCCUACUUGUGCAGGACGGGAGAACAUCAAGACUUCCAACCACGUCACCUUCAACAUCCCAGCAUCACUGAAAACACAGGGCGAACGCGUCCACCGAGGCGAGGUGGAUUCGUUAUGCAGCACCACUAGCGACGAAGGAGGGUCUGGGUCAUGCGACCCACUCUGUUCUCUGGAAAACAAGAAUGCCGGUGACCGAAACAAGCCCACACCAGCCUCGCGCACCAUCGAGCAGAGCUACAGGCUGUUGACCGGGAGAAAGGACAAUUCUUCGACCACGUCUUUUUACAACCGAAAAAGCAACCGCGACACGCCGGAAACGAGGGAAUUGAGGUCGAGGCUGAACGAAAUCAAUCGGCGGGCCGGGGAACACGAAGAACUGCCCAAUGCUUUUGGCAAACGCGGUGGUGGAGGCGGGCAGCAGUUUGGCCGCCGGGAAGAGAACUACAACCGACCCGAUCGCCGGACCAAGAAAGUGGAGUACAGCUGGGAGUUCACGCAUUUUCUCGGUUCGAUGUCGUAUUUACACGACGAGUGGGUGCGGUUCACGCUGCACUUGCUCCAUUUGCUUUUGCCCCGGGAUUGGGACACCGUGUACCAGGUGAAGCUGCGACUGGAAAAAUGCCGAAUUCUCUCGGGGCCGGGAGAGUUGUCUUGAUAUAGAAGUUUAUUGUGUGUAAUCUCUUGAGGCUCUCUCUAGCUCUAGUAGGGUGCACUGAGAUUGUAGAUUCGAUUUCCGAAGGAUUUAAAGUUCACGUCCUUACGGGUCUCCGAUGAAGCUUGUACAUUCUGUAAAAUCUAAUGGCUGCUGUUUAUGUUUUUGAAUGAACUUGAUGUAUCUCAUUAAGGAACACUCUUCUAGAGUCCGCAGAUGUGAACACAUUUUGCCCAUCCCAGAUGUCCAAGGAUGUACCCGCGAUCCCCGCGAAAUCUUUUGUGGCACAUUGACAUUAAUUUAUCGUGGCAGUUGUAAUUCAUGAGCAAACGCUUACACCCCCAAGCUCAACUUCGACAU
Amoebophrya sp. A120 is the source of this 2844-nucleotide messenger RNA. Lineage: Eukaryota; Dinophyceae; Syndiniales; Amoebophryaceae. The record is from the annotation of a GenBank genome assembly.